AUGCAUCACUCAAUCACUAUCGCGAUCCUCGCCGUUCUGGCAGCAUGCACAUUUGCCGCACCAACCCGUAGCUGGUCAUCACCGCACCGCACAUUUCGCGUUCCAGUGAAGCCACGCGUUGGCGUUUACCGCACUCCGCGUCAGGAGAUGAUGCGUACCUACGCCAAAUUCGGAUGGGAGAUCAUCACAUUCGACCCUUCCGCUCUCGGUCUUUCUGGUGGCGACGGUACUUCAUCCUCCACCGCCCCGGCAGCAACCUCGUCGCCAGCGACUGCUCCAGCUGCAAACAUUUCCUCGGCUGUCGACUCGACUCUCGCUACUUCCACCACGACCGGUGUCACUGGCGAGGUGACUGCUACCCCGGAGACCAACGAAUCUGAAUAUCUGGAGCUGGUCACAAUCGGUGGUCAAACCCUCAGCCUGGACUUUGAUACUGGAUCAUCUGAUCUGUGGGUCUUCAGCAACAAGCUUGCGUCUUCCCAGAGCAGCGGACACACCAGCUACGAUCCUUCUCGUAGCUCGACAUGGUCCAGCUAUCAAGGCGCGUCAUGGUCGAUCCAGUACGGCGAUGGCUCCAGCGCAUCUGGCAGUGUCGGCUACGAUAAGGUCAGCAUUGGUGGCGCCACUGUCAACAAGCAAUGCGUUGAGCUUGCCGAAGAAGUAUCCGGAUCCUUCAUCACCGACACCAACAGCGACGGCCUGCUCGGUCUCGGCUUCGGCACCAUCAACACUGUGAAGCCACAAAAGCAGAAGACCUUCUUUGAGAACGUGAUGCCUUCGCUUGCACAGCCUCUCUUCACUGCCGAUCUCAAAGACAACGCCAGCGGCACUUACACGUUCGGCGAGAUUGACCCAAGCCAAUACUCCGGCGACAUCGAAUGGACAAGCAUCGACAACAGCAAUGGAUUUUGGGAGUUCGGCUCGAAGUCCUACUCUGUCAACGGCAAGACCUACCAGUGCACAACAUGCAACUCGGUCAUUGCCGACACCGGCACCUCCCUCAUCAUGGUCGAUGACGAUAUCGUCAAGAAUUACUACGGCCAAAUCCCCAGCGCAAAGCUCAGUCAGCAACAGGGUGGAUACAUCUACGACUGCAGUGCCCAGCUGCCGCCGAUUGGCUUCCAGAUCGGCCAGGGAGAGCAGAUCACAUAUGCGCCGCUCGGCGACGGCACUUGCUUUGGUGGCGUGCAGAGCAACAACGGUGGCGAUCUCCAGAUCUUCGGCGACAUGCUGCUGAAGAACUUCUUCGCUAUCUUUGAUGGUGGCAACAAGACUUUUGGUAUCGCAGCGAAGGCUUAG
Molecule: messenger RNA, 1299 nt
Organism: Recurvomyces mirabilis
Lineage: Eukaryota; Fungi; Ascomycota; Dothideomycetes; Mycosphaerellales; Teratosphaeriaceae
Exons: 2
Coding region: 1-1299 (432 amino acids)
Biological process (GO): proteolysis
Molecular function (GO): aspartic-type endopeptidase activity
Source: RefSeq, a predicted model, not a curated record